Messenger RNA from Amaranthus tricolor (Joseph's coat), 905 nucleotides. RefSeq lists its product as uncharacterized. Lineage: Eukaryota; Viridiplantae; Streptophyta; Magnoliopsida; Caryophyllales; Amaranthaceae. The record is from RefSeq and is a predicted model, not a curated record. The coding region runs from base 224 to 649 and encodes 141 amino acids. The transcript is spliced from 2 exons.
AUGAAUGAUACGGAACUUUUGAUGAAAAUUUAAAAACUAUAAAUCAUUCUCAUUACCAUCAUUUAAUACUACUGACCAAACGGGCCAUUAGCCCUAUAUAAAUAUCAACAUAAAGCACAUAACACGAAAAUUGGAGAAGGCUAGAACUUACUUUACAAAAUCAAAAAGCUUGCACAAAUUACAAAUCCUUCAAGUCUUCAACACGAAACUCCGACUAAUAACAAUGGCAGAAGGACAACCCAACAAUCCCUUUGCUUUUCUAUCUCUUAUUCACAAGAUUUUCGCUAAUAUCUUUGGUAACAAUAACAAUACAAAUAGUAGUGAUUAUAAUGAGAAAUCUGUGAUAAGUGUUGACGGAGAAGAAGCUUCUAGAACCAAAACUAAGACUCCAGCUGUUGUAAGGUUUCCCAAGACUCAACCUGAAGUUCCUCCAUUAAAGCUUGAGAAUGAAGAUGCUGAUAAUGAUACUAAUCCUAUCAUUCUUUGGCAGAUAUAUGCACUUGGUGGGUUCAUUGUCUUGAAAUGGGCAUGGGAAAAGUGGCAGGCAAGGAAGGCAAACACGAAAAAGGAUUCAUCUGGUACAGAACAACAUACUGCGUCAGACUCAGAUCCAUCUCGAGGACCAACUCCAACUCCAGCAGAGGACUAGUUAUCUUUUUGUGAAGUAUAAUUUUGUGUUGGAUCACUAAUAAUCAAAACUUUUCAUAGUCUUUUCAAUUUAGUAGUGGUGUGAAUUGUGAAAGGCGACUUGGUUAGAUAAUUUGUAUGAUGAAAAUGUACGGGGGUUGGCUUGUGUAAGUGGGAAAGAUGAAUCUCCAAGGCCAGUCUAGAUGCCUUAUGGAAUUGUUUUUAUGAAUUUGCUAUAAACAUUGCUUUUGUUUAUCUCAAUGUUUUUACUUAUUGCA